This is a messenger RNA of Thecamonas trahens ATCC 50062, 938 nucleotides long. RefSeq lists its product as uncharacterized. Bases 1 to 822 code for a protein of 273 amino acids. The record is from RefSeq and is a predicted model, not a curated record. The transcript has 2 exons. Lineage: Eukaryota; Apusomonadida; Apusomonadidae.
AUGGGCCCGACGUCUCAUUUCGCCUCGCUGCUGCAGGGCUUGAUCAUGCAGAACGCGGACCAGCUGCUUCCGUCUGAGAGCACGUGGGAGACCAUGCUCGCCUCGUUUGAGCAGUCGAUGCUCAAGAGUGUGACGGGGAGCCAGCCUGUCCCCGUGUCAGACACGCCGUCGGCAACCGGCGCCGCGGCGCCGCCUGGCCCCCCUCCGCCGCCCACAUCGUGGUGGUCAAGCAUGAUGUCAAUGCUGCCGGGCGCCCAGACCGACGCCGCCCACCCCGCGUCGGUCCCGGAUCAGACCACGCCCUCAUCGGCGGCGGCGCCGUCGAUGACCGCGGAGAUGCUCGCGGCGCUCGUUCGACAGAAAGCUGCAGCGAUGCUCACGCCGGACGCGACGCCCGCACUGGCCUCUUCCCCGUCGGCUCCUCCUACUGCACUCCAGGGUGUGCCUGAUGGUCUUUACGAACUCUAUGUGGAGCGGGCCAAGGUCACCCAGCUGGAAGCCAAGGUUGCGGCCCUUUCGGCGGCGUUGGCCGAGGCCAACUCGGCCAGCUCGGCAACGUCGGCCGCGCGCAUCGCCAAGCUCGAGCAGGAGCUUGCCGCCGUCACCGCCGAGCGUGAUGCGAUGGCCACCAAAGCGCGCGAAGAGCACGAUGCUCUUGUUGCGCGCGUCGCCGAGCUGGAGGCACGGCUGGCGACCGAAGUGGCCGAGCGCGAGUCGAUGCAGGCUAAGGCCACCGAGCUCAUCACGAUGCAGCACGCCGAGGUCGAGAAGCGCGGCGCUCGCAUCCGUGCUCUUGAAGCCGAGCUCGCGGCUCGGCCAUGACGCCUCACAGCUCCAGAACAAACUCGCGUACCUCGAUGAGCUCGUCGAGCCCGGCUUGACGGAUGCCGACCUUCUCCACACCGUCCCACAGCACACUAAACACAGCAUUCAGCUGA